This is a messenger RNA of Helianthus annuus (common sunflower), 690 nucleotides long. RefSeq lists its product as uncharacterized. The record is from RefSeq and is a predicted model, not a curated record. Lineage: Eukaryota; Viridiplantae; Streptophyta; Magnoliopsida; Asterales; Asteraceae. The transcript has 3 exons. The coding region runs from base 1 to 690 and encodes 229 amino acids.
AUGGAGGAAGAUUAUGAUUAUUUCAAACAAAAGUACGACGCUCGUGGGUAUCUUGGUUUUACUUCAUUACAAAAGUGUACUGCGGCCAUCCGACAACUUGCAUAUGGCACAAGCGUUGAUUCAUUUGACGAGUACCUGAGAAUGUCUGCCAAGACUGCGCGAGACUCACUCACACACUUUUGUAAAGGUGUGAUUGAGUUAUAUGGGCCGGCUUAUUUACGACGUCCGACUUGGAGUGAUCUCCAAAGGAUGUACGACGUGCAUGAGCACGUUCACGGUUUCCCCGGUAUGAUUGGUAGCAUCGACUGCAUGCACUGGAAGUGGGAACAAUGCCCUACCGCUUGGCAUGGUACACAUACUAGAGGCGAUAUUCGCAAACCGUCGUUAAUAUUGCAGGCGGUUGCAUCUUAUGAUCUUUGGAUAUGGAAUGCAUAUUUUGGUCAACAAGGUUCUCACAAUGACAUCAACGUGUUUGAGUCUUCGCCGGUUCUCGAAGAGAUUAUAAACGGGUUGGCACCAAGUUCCGCGUUUUAUGCGAGCGAUAAUUACUACAAACGCGGAUAUUAUUUAAGUGACGAGAAAACAAGAAGCAGCAAGAAAAGAUAUCGAGCGAGCGUUUGGAGUUCUUCGAAAGCGAUGGCACGUCAUCAAUUAUCCAGCAAGAUACUGGACAAAGGAAAAAAUGCAUGA